Molecule: messenger RNA, 1833 nt
Organism: Cebus imitator (Panamanian white-faced capuchin)
Lineage: Eukaryota; Metazoa; Chordata; Mammalia; Primates; Cebidae
Gene: SIRT3
Product: sirtuin 3
Exons: 7
Coding region: 57-1253 (398 amino acids)
Molecular function (GO): NAD+ binding; histone deacetylase activity, NAD-dependent
Source: RefSeq, a predicted model, not a curated record
GCCGGGGCGGGGCCGGGGCGGGGCGAGCCCGCAGGACUCUUAGGGCUGCCGGGAACAUGGCGCUGUGCGGUUGGCGCAGCGCGGCCGCCCCCUGGCUGUGGGGCUCCGUAGCUGUACGGGCCGAAGCCAGGGGAGGCAUGGGGCCGUUCCAGGCCUGCGGCUGUCGGCUGGUGCUUGGCGGCAGAGACGGUGUCAGUGCGGGGCCGGGAGGCAGCCGUGGGGUCCACGGUGAGCCCCUGGGUCCGGCGCACCCUUUGCAGAGGCCUCCCAGACCCGCGGUGCCCGGGGCAUUCCGGAGGCGGCCGAGGGCAGCGGCUCCCUGCUUCUCCUUUUCGAGUAUUAAAGGUGGAAGAAGACCCAUAUCUUUUUCUGUGGGUGCUUCAAGUGUUGGAAGUGGAGGCAGCAAUGACAAGGGGAAGCUUUCUCUGCAGGAUGUGGCUGAGCUGAUUCGGGCCAGAGCCUGCCAGAGGGUGGUGGUCAUGGUGGGGGCCGGCAUCAGCACACCCAGUGGCAUUCCAGACUUCAGAUCUCCGGGGAGUGGGCUGUACAGCAACCUCCAGCAGUACAAUCUCCCGUACCCCGAAGCCAUUUUUGAGCUUCCAUUUUUCUUCUACAACCCCAAGCCCUUUUUCACUUUAGCCAAGGAGCUGUACCCUGGAAACUACAAGCCCAAUGUCACUCACUACUUCCUCCGGCUGCUUCAUGACAAGGGGCUGCUUCUGCGGCUCUACACGCAGAACAUCGAUGGGCUUGAGAGAGCAUCAGGCAUCCCUGCCUCAAAGCUUGUUGAAGCUCAUGGAACCCUUGCCUCUGCCACCUGCACAGUCUGCCGAAGACCCUUCCCAGGGGAAGACUUUUGGGCUUACGUGAUGGCAGACAGGGUGCCCCGCUGCACAGUCUGCACUGGCGUUGUGAAGCCCGACAUCGUGUUCUUUGGGGAGCCGCUGCCCCAGAGGUUCUUGCUACAUGUGGUUGAUUUCCCCAUGGCAGAUCUGCUGCUCAUCCUUGGGACCUCCCUGGAGGUGGAGCCUUUUGCCAGCUUGACCGAGGCCGUGCGGAGCUCAGUUCCCCGACUGCUCAUCAACUGGGACUUGGUGGGGCCCUUGGCUUGGCAUCCUCGCAGUAGGGACGUGGCCCAGCUGGGGGACGUGGUUCAGAGCGUGGAAAGGCUAGUGGAGCUUCUGGGCUGGACAGAAGAGAUGCGGGACCUUGUCCAGCGGGAAACUGGGAAGCUUGAUGGAGCAGACAAAUAGGAUGGCAGCUGCCCCACACAGGAAAUGGUGCCAUAGGAGCCAUCCACAUCCCAAUUCUGACGAGACCUCGUGCCUGAAGACAGCUUGGGCGGGUUUACACGUUUGGUCAAACCAGAAUAUGUGAACUGUGUGGACACCUGAGGCUGCCACUGGACUGUCUUCCCAGGCUGUGGGCUGUGCUGACUGGUAGGGCUGUUUCCGUUCAGGGGCACCCUGUCAUAAUAUGCAAAGGAGCUGCCUGCCUGCCUGUUUGCGGUGUUUAACUCUUCACUGCCGAAGGUCUUAAUGGAAAAAGCUUUCUCCUGACAAGGACCCUCUUGAAGUGAAACAGAGUAGAAUGCCAGCCUGGGUCUGCGUUCUCUGUGCCAGGUCCCCAUCUGAAGGCAAGUUCAGCAUCUGUUGAUUAGAAGACCCAGACUUGCGCCAAGCAGCCCCAGCCCUCUUCGUGUCCUGAAGUGUAGUCUUAAGGCCCUGGUGCUACACUUCUAGCACCUUGGUCUCCUUUAGCAGGGCUGUUUUUAAUUAGAGAAAACCUGUCCUUUAUUUUCAGCAUGAAAUACAUUUUAGCCUCCAUCAAAGG